AUGGAAGCCUACCUCUCCAAACGAGACUGCGUCGACAAGCUCCUGAAGAUCUCGCGAUACUCCGCCAAGAUCAUUCUCUCCUCCUCGAUCAUCCCAGAAACCUUAAUUCUAACCAACCGCCUCAGGAACUUUGGGUCUAGAGUAGGCCUCAACCAUAAGGCAUUUCACCUCGGGAAAUUCGUCCAGGACGUCACUUCCUCGGCUCCUCCCACUUCCACUCCCGACAGGAAUUGA
Messenger RNA from Linum tenue, 234 nucleotides. The record is from the annotation of a GenBank genome assembly. Lineage: Eukaryota; Viridiplantae; Streptophyta; Magnoliopsida; Malpighiales; Linaceae.